CACAACAGAAAAGAAAGUAAACAACACUCCUGUGAGGUGAAUGUUGACAUGAGAAAGUAAAUUAAAAUAAUCAUAGACAACGUAGGAGGAAAAUCCUAACGAGUUAGAUUUCUCAUGUGUUAAACUGUCCAGAACUCCAUGCCAAUAAUGUACACCAUUAUUAAUUAUCAAAAAAUUUAUUUACUCAUUUUUAUUUUACUACUUAUUUUCAAUACAAUCCAAUGUUAUCUAACACGAAAUCAAAAUGAAAUGUUACUGGAUUGGAAUGUAAUUGAUAAUCCAAAUGAAGCAUACAUGAUGAAGUUGCCAGCCUAUUUUGCACAAACUCCAUUCGAAUCAUCGUCAUCAUCAUCAUCAUCAGCAUCAACAGCACCAUCGGCUUUAUCAUCGUUUUGGAGUUAUUAUUUUGCUGAUGGUGAACCGAAAAGAAAUGGACAUUAUUCACAACGUUUAGGAAAAUAACACAUGGUCGAUAUGGUUUAAACAAUUGAACAUUUAGUUAACAUCAUCAUCAUCGUUGUUGUUGUUGUUGUUGUUGAUGUUGUCGUCGUGGUUGUCAUGACAAUCGC
Messenger RNA from Schistosoma turkestanicum, 569 nucleotides. The record is from the annotation of a GenBank genome assembly. Lineage: Eukaryota; Metazoa; Platyhelminthes; Trematoda; Strigeidida; Schistosomatidae.